AGCUGUGUGUGUGGUGUGGUUGUUAGCUGUUGCUAAGACAGCAGACUUGCUUGACAACGGUGCGUCACUCGCGCAGUCGCAGCGACGAAGGACGAUGCAUUGUGGGAUCGGAAGACACUGAAGUACUGAGAGCUCAGUGAUUGCAGUAAAUACUGAAUUUAUCUAGAGAGCGGUUUCUGUUUGACACAAUUUAUCAGACCCAAAAUUUUGUGAUCGUUAUCCGGAGCCACUACCAUGAACGGGUCUAUAGCGAAGAAGACCCAGGAGACCCUAGGGAAAGUGAUUAAGAAACCACCGCUUACAGAAAAACUGCUGAGCAAACCGCCGUUUCGAUUCCUGCACGACAUCUUCACAGAGGUAAUAAGGACCACAGGGUUUAUGAAGGGGCUGUAUUCAGAAUUGGAGAUGAAAUCUGAAAAUGUUAAGGAUAAAGAAGCCAAGAUUGCAUUCCUCCAGAAAGCAAUAGAUGUGGUAAUAAUGGUGACAAGCGAGCCCCUAUCAGUGAAGCCAGGUCGUAUUGUAUCAGGACAUGAGCCAGAGAAAACGAAUGAGCUUCUGCAGGCCAUGGGAAAGUGCUGCCUCAAUAAGCUUUCCAGCGAAGACGCUGUGCAGAGGGUCCUUGCCGGUGAGAAGCUAGACCUAAAAGGAAAGCAUCCCUCCACCUCGAAAUCUCAGGACAAGGAGAACCGGGAGGGCAAGGAGGAAGACAAGAAAAGGCACAAAGACAAAGAGGAGAUCAGAGACACUGAAAUCAAAGACCGAAGCACAAGCAGAGAUCGAAAGGUUGAACAGCCAAAAUAUACGGAGGCCAAAAAGACUGAGAAGGACAGACACAAGGACGACGAAAAGCAAGAGAAAGGAAGAGACCGCGAAAGGACAAAAGAGCGGGAUCGGGAGAAAGAGAAGAGCCGGGACAGAGACAAAGAGAAGGGCAGAGAAAAGGAGAAAGACCGGGAGAAGGGAAAAGAGAGGGACAGGGACAGAGAAAAAAGGAGGGAGCGCCCAAAGGAGCCUGAGGAAAAAGCCAAAGAACCAGAGGAGAAAGCAGAAAGGAAGUCUAAAGGCACUGAGGAGACACGGCACCGAAAAGCAUCUCAACUAACAAGGAAAAACAGCAAAACUGAGAAUGAUAAAGAGCCUGCAGAGGUUCUUGAAGCAGAGCCUGCAGAAGUUCCUGAAGCAGAGCCUGCAGAGAUUCACGAGGCAGAGCAUGAGAGUCCUGCAAGAAUACCUCGGCCUUCCUCUGCAAAAGGACAAAGAAGACGCCCCAAACCUGGAGGGCAAGGAUCGCAAAGCUCCAAGACAGAUAUAGCAACAUUUUCAGGGAACGUUGAGAUAGCAGAGCGUUUAGAUGAAUCUUACAGUGAUGGAGAGGCAGAAAUCCUUUCUUCAGACAAGUCCAUGCCAUUAGAGAAUGGUGAGGCUGUUGAUGCCAUGCCCACUCACAGUAAAAUACCAAGGCCAAGUAGUGCAAGGCCAGCACCGCCACGAGUCAAACGUCAAGACAGUGCUGAUGUGCCAAGUGUAGAAAGGAUCGGUAGUGGAAAGCCUUUGACUGCUGUGAUCGUGGAUGGGAAAAAGGAUUCUGACGACGAGGAUAAUGAUGAGCUGUUUGUUGUGGAGGAAGCAGCUCCACUUCUUCCAGACCUACCCAAAAUGGAAAUGGAGCCGGCAGUAGAGCUGAAAGAGGAUGAGAAACAUGGUGGGCUGGUGAAGAAAAUUUUAGAAACAAAGAAAGAUUAUGAGGCUUCACAACCUUCAUCCAAGUCAAAAGACCAGGAUACAACAAUUGUAUCGGAGGCAACAAAAAGAAAAGAGCGUGACUUAGUCUCCAGGGAGAUUGAAAAGCUGAGGUCCUCAAUCCAGACAGUGUGUCGUAGUGCCCUCCCGCUGGGGAAGAUCAUGGACUACAUUCAGGAGGACAUGGACUCCAUGAAGAAGGAGCUGCAGAUGUGGCGCAGCGAGAAUGCAGAGCAUGCAGCAGCACUGAUCAAGGAGCAGCGAAUAACAGACAAUGCUGUGGAGCCCCUCAAAGCUGAGCUGGUGGAGCUGGAGCAGCUAAUCAAGGACCAGCAGGACAAAAUCUGUGCUGCAAAGGCCAACAUCUUAAGGAACGAAGAGAAGAUUGAGAAAAUGGUCUCCAGUAUCAACUUCUCUUCCAGGACAUGAGAGCCCAAGGCAGAAAAGACUCAUCAGAUAUUAAUAAAAUGAUAAUAAAUAUACUGAAAGGCACUAUAAACAAGGAAAGGCUAUUUUUAUAAAGUAUAUUGUAUUUUUAUAAUCCUGUGUUUCUUCAGCAGUUGUGGGCUUUCCCACCCAUUCAAAAGUAUAACCUCUCAUUCUUAACAUACUCGCAUGUCCCUGGUACAUCACUAUUCAUUCAAAGAAUACUUCCAUAUUAAUUUCCAUUUGAUAUUGUCAUAGAGUGCAUCGUGCAUCGUGCAUGUGUCACACAUCUAGCCCCUAUACCAACAUCAGUUGGUUUGUCACUGAAAAGUCCUUUAGAGAAUCACCUUGCUUAUUUAUUUGAUAGCAAAAUCUCUGAUUUUACCAUUUGUAAAAUAUGGAUUAUUUUAUUUUAAAAAAGGAAAUGUAUAUGUCAUGUAGAAAAUCAUAUACCAUUCCAAUUCAAAAUUGAUUUUGUUUUUACAGUAAACCACCACAGAAUAUAUAAUUCUUGCUAACCUUGCUAAACACAUUUAACAACCCUGAAAAUGUAUUGGCCUUUUUAAUAUGUAGCAUUGAACUGUGCAUUAACCCACAAACAGUGGCUGCAUGCAGUAUUUUCAUAGUUCUGAACAAAUUAGGAGGAAAUGAAAGAAAACAAUGUUUUCAAAAGUAUAUUUUAUACAUUCAUAUUUCAAGCGUACUAGAAAACUACACGUUUUGAGAUAAAAUUGUCUUACAUUGUCAUACUGAAGAUAUCCACAUUUCCUAAUUGGUAAUAAUAUCAACAUGCAUUUAAAAGUUACUCUUGGGCACCACGGUACAUAUAAAUGAGUCUUUCAUCUUGUUGAAGUCCUGGCCUUUGCGCAGUCUGAAUAUCUCAAAGACAAUAUAUUGACAGGUCAUGCAAAUAAAAUGUUAUGGUGCAGAGCGGGUGGCAUUCUGGCUGCCAUAUGUUAGUAUAAAAAGACUACUACUACUGCAGUAGUGAAAGGAAUAUGUUGCUACAGGAUUAAGGGGAAGAUGUUUCACUUACAGCAAUUGUGCAUAACAAACUAAAUGAAGUCUACUGUAUUUUGAUGGAUUUGAUCGCAAACACACAGUGCUCCACCAAAAAAGAAGGCUGAUUUGGUUAUUUAUUGUGGAACAUUUAAACAGAUUCCCCAAAUGUCUGACAAGGAAUGAGAAGUGAUCAUUCACACAUCCAUACCUUUAAUUCAUACAGUCUGUGGAAAUGAGUCCCAACAUGUGUGAGAAUUGGAGUUUUGAAUGUCCAGCAGAGUAGUUUUGAGACCUCUGCAGUCCCCACCACGGUCUUUCUUGUCCUGGUCCCAGUUGACAACCUUGUUGAUAGGGUUUUUUGGUUUGUAUAAAUAGACUAGAAUAAUAUAUAUAUAUAUAUAUAUAUAUAUAUAUAUAUAUAUAUAUAUAUAUAUAUAUAUAUAUACUGCCUAUGCAGUAAAUGUAUUUAUUUAUUUAAGUCUAAUGUAUGCAUAAUCAGCAUUUCAAAUUCCAAUUUUUGUAGCACAGAUUUUUCAUUCAACACUUUAUUAAUGCGUUUUAUCAGUAUUAAUAGAAUGAUUGCAGGUUAAUGAAAUGCAGCUUUUAUUUGCAAAUGAAACAUUUCCCUCAGUUACGGCAGUUUACAAAUAAAAGCCUUUUCCUUGAAAAAGGGCCAUUUCCUAAACACAUUUCAAGUACUUUGGCAUGUUCUGUAUCCAUCAAUUUAUAAGAAUCAUUUGCAGGCCCUGGUGAGAAAGCAUCUACAUUGUAAACUACUCGUGUCAAAACCAGUGUCGCUUUCUUACUUGUAUAUUGUGUAUAUUUUGAAUCUGUAACAUAGUUCACAAAUUACUAUAACUUUUGUAGUGGAGUGGAAUAAAAUGUUACAUUUCUGUACAA
This is a messenger RNA of Acipenser ruthenus (sterlet), 4068 nucleotides long. RefSeq names its product TRAF3-interacting protein 1-like. Gene Ontology annotation, biological process: cilium assembly; intraciliary transport; regulation of microtubule cytoskeleton organization. Lineage: Eukaryota; Metazoa; Chordata; Actinopteri; Acipenseriformes; Acipenseridae. The transcript has 19 exons. The coding region runs from base 235 to 2169 and encodes 644 amino acids. The record is from RefSeq and is a predicted model, not a curated record. Gene Ontology annotation, cellular component: intraciliary transport particle B; ciliary basal body; centrosome. Gene Ontology annotation, molecular function: microtubule binding.